CCCGGGCAGGGCAGGACGAGGGACGCAAGGUCCUUCCCCGGUGCCCGCGCGGCCUGCGGCAGCAUGAAAAAGAACCAGACGGUGCAGGGCACCUUCAGCAAGCUCUUCGGGAAGAGGCACGCCAACCCCGCCGCCACCUCCCUCUACGCCACCAACCCCCCGUGGAUUUUCACCCAGGAGGCCCCGGAGGAGGGGACCCGGGAUUUUGAUGGGAUCUAUUACGGAGAUAAUCGCUUCAACACGGUGAGUGAGUCGGGAACAGCCACACUGAAAGCUCGGCCGAGAGUCCGGCCACUGCUGACCUUCCUUCCACUGAAUGCCCAGGAGAACCAUGGGCUGGCUGUGCCCACCCCCUCUGUCCCAGAAGACUUUGCAGACAAAGAAGUGACAGGUACCGGCUCGCUAGUCAAUGGCAACCUCCGGCUGUACAGCUCUGUGGGUGACCUGAGGCCUGGGCACUAUGGCUCAGAUCUACCCAUCCCCCCACCUCCCCCAGGCCCAGCCCCAGGGCCACCCCAGGACAUUUUACCUCCAGAGGAAUCACCCCCACCACCUCCACCUUCCACAGCUCCCCCACCACCUCCUCUGCUAUUGGAACCUCCACCCCCACCCCCACCCAGCAUGGUCCCACCUCCACCCCCAAUAUUGGACACCUUAUCUCCCUCACCCAACCUCUCCCCACCAUCUACACCAACCCCUCCUGACUUCAUUCCUCCCGCCCCACCAUUGGCUUUUCUAGAUCCCUCACCACCCUCUUUGCCCACCCCAGCACCCCCAGCUCCAGUGUCUCCUCACACAACGGGGAUUCGUCUCUUUCCCCCUGGGGGUGUCACCAAAUGGAAAUCAGAAGUAGCACUGAAUGGAAGGCAGCCAGAAACCCCCAGAACCAGCCCCCCCAGGAGUCCUGCUGAGCUAAAGGGGAGCCCCCUGGGACCUAACCCAGAGCCUCACCUCACCUUCCCCCGUUCAUUCAAGGUGCCUCCCCCAACACCUGUCAGGACUUCAUCUAUCCCUGUUCAAGAAGCACAAGGAGACCCCCCAGAGAAACAGGAGGCCGACAGGAAGGCCCCUAGCCACCUCUCCCUGCCUCCCAGCUUCCACAUCCGCCCCGCAUCCCAGAUCUACCCAGACAGGGCCCCCGAGCCAGACUGCCCCAGAUUGCUCAGGGCGAAGGCACCAGACAGCCCAAGGCCCAGGCAGUCUGAGUCCCUGACAAAUGAACAAGCUGGGACUCCACCCCCAGCCCCUCCCCUGCCCCCUCCUGCACCCCCACUUACUCCCCCAGCACCCCCCCUUCCCCCUGCUGCUCCUCCAUUGCCUUCUGCUGAGCAGGUGGCUCCUCCAUCUUCUGGGUUUGCAAAAAGCUCCAAGUCUAUUUCACCUGCUCUCAAACCCAAACCCAAGCCCAAGCCCCCCAGUGUAGAGGGCGCAUCAGAGCCUGUGGACUGGCGGGAUCCCAACCAGAUGGAAAAGCUGCGGAGCGAGCUAGCAGCCUAUCUCUGUGGCUCCAGGAGAGAGGACCGAUCCCUCAGUCAUAGGCCAGGCCCCACAGUGGCCUCUCAGGUCAAGGAGGGCAGGAAGAGCCCCAGUUCACCAGAGGAAGCAGCUCCCCCAAGCCUGCCAGAGAAGAUCCCCCCAAGUGCUCCCGAGAAGAGUCCCCGCAGCCCCAGGCAGUCAGAGAGGGAGGCCACCCGCAGCCUGACCCUCCCACCUGUGGACUACAUGCCUCAGGACACUCCAGCCCCCAGCGUCAGGCAGAUCCGCAAUGAGCUGGAGGCCCGGCUCUCAUUGGCAGACAAGGAAGCCAAGCCCAGUGCAGGGUCUCUGCCUCCCAAACCUCGGACAGAAGGUGGAAGAGUCUUUGAAAAUGGGACUGAUAAUGGCAAAUUCUCCAAGCCUGUAGCCAAGAAUCCACCAUCUCUAUCCACCACCCCCCUGCCAGCCACACCACUCCAGUCCAAGGCUGCGCUUGGGCUGAACACACCACCCAAGGCCACACCUGGGCUGGCCACACCACCCAAGGCCACACCUGGACCAACCAUACCACCCAAGGCCACACCUGGGCCAGCUAUACCACCCAAGGUCACAUUUGGUUCAGCCAUACCAUCCAAGGCCACAUCUGGUUCAACCACACCACCCAAGGCCACACCUGGGCCAGCCAUAUCGUCCACAGCUACAACUCUGCCCACCACAUCAUCCCAACAGGUGGCAGAGAAGGACCUCGUCCCAGGUGAGCAGAGGAAGAAGCCAGAAUCUCAAAGUGCAGUGCCUUCCCAGCCAGGAACAGUGGAAGAGUCCCCAUCAGUGGUCACAAGGCUGCCUGCACGGGGAGCUGUCUCCUCUCCUGCCCUCCCACCAAAGGAGUGCCCUGGCCGAGAAGAGGUGCCUUUUGUCUACAAGCCCCAUAGAAGCCAGAACAGCCCCAGCCGAGAAGUUGCUCUGGUGAUGCCUACCCUAGCCAGAGGAGAGGCUGUAGGGUCACGGGGGCCCUACAUGGAGGGGAAAGAGCCCCAGGGUCUGCCAGCCAAACUCCCUGCCCCAGCACAGCCUGCUAACCAACCCCUCAGACACCCUGUGACUGGGGAGGUGGUGGAGCGGGGCUCCCCGAUGGCCCUGCUCUUGGCAGCCAGACAGAGGGCACAGAAAGGCAGGCCUGGAGGGACUGUGCUGGGGCGGUCCUCCCUGCCCGGUAGUCUCCGGGGUCACAACAGCCAGCCGGAGACCAACUCUGACAGCAUCUUUUACAACGCUGCCCGGCCCAACUCGUUUAUGGUGGUCCCCAGGUCACCCAAUGAGGCAGAGAAGGACUUGCAGCCAACCUCAUCUGCGCAGACCACGGUACCCACUCAGUGGAAGCCCCGGACGGGAAGAGACCCAGAGGGCACCGAGCCGAUCCACCGGCACAAGUGGACAAAGGCAGAGCCCCCCGCCCCUGGGGCCUGGGAAAAACAAACUCCCUUCAACUUCCCCCAGGGCCAUCAGCUCCCCAAGUCCUUCUCAUCUCCACCUUCUCCUUCCUACAAGAGGGAGGAGGAGGAGGAGGAGUUCAGCUUUGAGGUCAUCCCGCCACCACCAGAGUUCAGCAAUGACCCUGAGCCCCCCGCCCCUGAGCUCCAGUAUCUGGGUCGCCGGGGGUCCCCUCCCAGGAACAACUUCUCGGACUUGGGGCAGCCCCUGAACGCGGGCUCCGCGGCCCCGUUCCCGCGCUUUCCCGGCGCGCACUACUCCGGGGCUGGAGUCCUGGAGCGCUUCUCGGGCGGGGGUCGUUCGCUCAUCAAGAAGCGGCUGUACGUCGGGGAGCCCCACCGCAACCCCGCCAUGCCCCGGGGCGCCACGGGCCGCAGCCUCAGUUCCCCCAACUGCUUCGGGUCGCAGCCCGGAGGCCCCGAGAUGCGACGCGUCAACCCGGCGGGCCGCGCGCCCCCCGGUGGCCUGAGCGCGCGGAGGACGUCCCUGGAGGGCGGCGCCCGGGGCGCGGCAGAGGCCAAGUACAAGGUGCCCGCCGCUCCCGCCGCCAGGUCUCCGCAUGGCUCUGCCCACUACGGAAAUCCCAUCAACACGUUCACUGUGAGGCCUGGGACUCGCCAUCCCAUCUCUUAUGCCUACUCUGGAACUCAUCGGAAAGCUACAUCCUGAGCCCGGGGUUCUCUCAGCUCUACUCCAGUGGGGUUGGACCUGGGCACUUGUUUUGUGGGGGUGGGAGGGUCACAGCAGGUG
This is a messenger RNA of Castor canadensis (American beaver), 3717 nucleotides long. The record is from RefSeq and is a predicted model, not a curated record. NCBI's taxonomy places the organism in Eukaryota, Metazoa, Chordata, Mammalia, Rodentia, Castoridae.